UUUGGAUGUAACACACCAGACGCUUCCCCUGAAACAAGCGAACUCAUUCAAGGGUUUGUGGUUGGAGGUCCUGAGUUAAACGUUUAAAGAUGUUCUUGACACGAUCGGAGUAUGACAGAGGUGUGAACACAUUCUCUCCUGAAGGAAGAUUGUUUCAGGUUGAAUAUGCCAUUGAGGCUAUCAAAUUGGGCUCCACAGCCAUUGGUAUCCAGACAUCAGAGGGGGUGUGUCUGGCUGUGGAGAAGAGGAUCACUUCUCCCCUGAUGGAGCCCAACAGCAUCGAGAAGAUUGUGGAGAUCGACAGUCACAUUGGUUGUGCAAUGAGUGGCUUGAUAGCUGAUGCCAAGACUCUAAUUGACAAAGCCAGAGUGGAAACACAGAACCACUGGUUCACUUACAAUGAGACCAUGACAGUGGAGAGUGUGACUCAGGCUGUGUCCAACCUCGCACUCCAGUUUGGAGAGGAGGAUGCAGACCCUGGUGCCAUGAGUCGACCAUUCGGUGUUGCACUUCUGUUUGGUGGAGUUGAUGAAAAAGGACCUCAGCUGUACCACAUGGACCCAUCAGGAACCUUUGUGCAGUGUGAUGCUCGCGCCAUUGGCUCAGCGUCCGAGGGCGCACAGAGCUCUCUGCAAGAGGUCUACCACAAGUCCAUGACAUUAAAAGAUGCCAUCAAGUCAUCCCUCACCAUUCUGAAGCAGGUGAUGGAGGAGAAGCUCAACGCCACCAACAUUGAGCUGGCAACAGUAGAGCCCGGGAAGACCUUCCACAUGUACUCCAAAGAGGAGCUGGAGGAUGUUAUCAAGGAUAUCUAGAUCGGAAAAGACUUGGAGGUCUCGGUUUGAGCUCUGGGCAAGAGAGGAAAGGAAGUAAACCUGGGCUGAAUGUCACGGCACAACCACAACUUUCCAUCAACACAUUCUCCUUCUUGCUGCAUUCAGAUUUUUGGGAUUGCAGAAGAGGUUUUCUCUUUGUACAGUGCUUAUUUACUUCUUGUCUCUCAGUAUAUGUACAGCUCUGUACUGGAGUCUGACCAGCGCUUACAACUGAGCGGCAGAGAAAAGUAGGGGGGUGGGGUAUUUUUUGUUACGGAUCAGUACCACAAUUAAACUGUUGUAUUCAAUAAGA
This is a messenger RNA of Scomber japonicus (chub mackerel), 1128 nucleotides long. RefSeq names its product proteasome 20S subunit alpha 5 (gene psma5). Gene Ontology annotation, biological process: proteasome-mediated ubiquitin-dependent protein catabolic process. Gene Ontology annotation, cellular component: nucleus; proteasome core complex; proteasome core complex, alpha-subunit complex. The record is from RefSeq and is a predicted model, not a curated record. The coding region runs from base 90 to 815 and encodes 241 amino acids. The transcript has 10 exons. Lineage: Eukaryota; Metazoa; Chordata; Actinopteri; Scombriformes; Scombridae.